UCUCUCUCUCUCUCUCUCUCUCUUUUGCCCAGCGACCAAUGGCUACUAGGAUAUCAUCACCUCCGCACCAACGCUCUCUGUCCUCCCUUUCCUUCCCUCCCGCGCUCCCGACCAGAGACCUCCACCGCCCCGGCCGAUGGCUCGGGACGCUCCGAACCUCCUCCACCGCCACCCCCCGACCGAGGAGGUUGGUCGUCCGGAGCUCCCUCCAAGAACUCUCGCCUCUGGUGCUUCCUCAUCACGCCCCGCAUGCUUCGCUGUUCCUGCUCGCGGACGCCGCGGGUUACUCCCUGGCCAGUUACUACACUUCUUUGGGUCUCUUCGUGAUCUCUGUUCCUGGACUCUGGUCUCUCAUCAAGCGCUCUGUGAAGUCCAAGAUUGUGCAGAGGAAAUUCAUAGGUGAAGGAGAAGAGCGGAAGGCACCGAAUCGCGUUGCUGGGGAGAUUCUGUCCUUCUUCACACGCAACAACUUCGUGGUCACCGAUACAGGAGAGACCAUCACGUUUGAAGGGAUGAUGACUCCGAGCCGAGGGCAAGCGGCAUUGCUGACAUUCUGCACCUGCAUUAGCCUUGCCAGCGUUGGUCUUGUUCUUACAAUAACUGUUCCGGAUAUCGGUAACAACUGGUUCUGGAUCACUACAUUGAGCCCCUUAGCCGGAGCAUACUAUUGGAAGCGAGCAUCGAGGAAGGAGCAAAUCAAGGUAAAGAUGGUAGUGGCGGAGGACGGGACACUAUCCGAGAUUGUUGUUCAGGGAGAUGAUCAGCAAGUUGAGCAGAUGAGGAAGGAGCUUCAGCUCAGUGAGAAGGGAAUGGUUUAUGUAAAAGGCAUCUUCGAGAGAUGACCAGCACCCCAACGAUUCGAAUAUGAUCUCAAAAGUUUUGCGA
Molecule: messenger RNA, 885 nt
Organism: Rhodamnia argentea
Lineage: Eukaryota; Viridiplantae; Streptophyta; Magnoliopsida; Myrtales; Myrtaceae
Product: protein COFACTOR ASSEMBLY OF COMPLEX C SUBUNIT B CCB1, chloroplastic
Exons: 5
Coding region: 39-842 (267 amino acids)
Source: RefSeq, a predicted model, not a curated record